UGGUAAACCUCCCCGUCCUGUUAGAGCAGAAGAACAGGCUUGUUUUUUGUUCUUUUUUUAGUUCGAACCAACAACCUGAAAUCAUGACACCGACACGCUGUCUACCUCUGAUCCAGAGCCACAGGGGUUUGUGGAGAACUUUCUUCCUCCCAGGUGUUCAGCCACACAGGAGCUUGGCGGAUAAGAGCGACGGCGGUUGGUGGAGCUCCGUGUUUGGACACAAAGUGGACGUGAGGAAAGAUGCCCACUCCAAUCUGCUGUCCAAAAAAGCGACCAGUGGCCUUUACAAAAUCCAGUUUCACAACGUCAAGCCAGAGUGCUUGGAAGAAUACAACGAGCUAUCAACGGAGGUUCAAAGAGAGCUUCACGAUGAUCCAGAUUAUCCCUGUGAAGUUGUGGGAAGCUGGAACACAUGGUAUGGAGAACAGGACCAAGCAGUGCAUCUCUGGAGAUACUUUGGUGGAUAUCCAGCUCUGAUGGAAUGCUUCAACAAACUCAAACACAACAAGGCGUAUCUCGAGUUUCGCAAAAGGAGGAGUAAAAUGCUGAUCUCUCGGCAGAACCAGCUUCUUCUCGAGUUCAGCUUCUGGAACGAUCCCUUACCCCGACCUGGUCCGAAUAUAUACGAACUGAGAACAUACAGAUUAAAGCCUGGCACGAUGAUUGAAUGGGGAAAUCACUGGGCUCGAGCAAUCAAAUACCGCCAAGAGAACAAUGAAGCAGUGGGAGGAUUUUUCACUCAGAUUGGAGAGUUGUAUAUCGUUCACCAUCUCUGGGCCUAUGAAGACCUGCAGUCCAGAGAGGAGACGAGGAACUCAGCAUGGAUGAAAGAGGGCUGGGAUGUCAGUGUGUAUUACACAGUGCCUUUAAUCCAGAGUAUGGAGUCAAGGAUCUUGAUCCCUACAAACAGCUCACCUCUGCAGUGACCCGCAAGCUUGCAGUGUGUCUCGAUGACGAUCCCAUGGAUUCUCACCUCCUCUGAAUUGCAAUAUACUUACCUGACCGCUUCAUCGUUUACGCUCUCGUUUCACUGUUGUAAAAUAUCGAAUGGGAAGAAUGUUGUUCACAGUUUUUGUUUUAUUUUUUUUUUAUAAUGAAUAUCAGUGUUUACUUUGUAUUAUUAUGAAGUACAGCUGGAACCAGACUAGAAUAUUAGAAGUUUCUGCCUCGGUCGAAUGUACUGCCUUAUGUUUGCAUUAGAUACCUGUGCAGAUCUAUUUGUGCGCUGCAGGAGCGCAUGCAAUCAACAAUAAAUAUGUUGAUUGAGGAUUAUGGAUAAAGAUGAAAUUUUUGGAUGAAAUCUGGGUGAGAAAACAGACUAACAGUAGACUGUAUUAAAAGUCUUGCAUCAAAUUUGCAAUCUUUGCACCUUUAAGAAAUGAUCAUUUUUCCAAAAGUGAAUCUAGAAAAAUGUGCAUUUAACCAUCUAAAACAUGUGGUAACCCUUAACAGCUGCAUUUUACUGCUAAAUGAGUAACAGCACUGACAGGGUUUUAUUUUGCAUAGAAUUAGUGUGUGCUAGCAGCCUGAGGACGUUUAGGAAAUUCUAAUGCCUUCAUUCUAAUGCUCUCUUAUCUAAUAAUUAAUCUCUAAUUUCUUUUACUUGUGGUUUGUGACAAGUAAUGCUUAUAAGCACCAUCAAUAAAACAUGGCAUAUAUAUAGCUAUAUAUAUAUAUAUAUAUAUAUAUAUAAUAUAUAUAUAUAUAUAUAUAUAUAUAUAUAUAUAUAUAUAUAUGGAUAACUGAAGGUGGGUCUGAUGUAAUCACCACACAGUUCACUUUAAGGGGUAAGUCUUACAAAGUGGAAGACCGGUAGCAGAUCUGUGUUACUGUAGUAAGUAUCAUGAAUGUAUAAACCUGUUGCUCUGAAGAACAUAAUCACAGUGUUCUACAUUGUGCUUUUAAUUAUAGCUCCUGGGAAAUAGAAAAUAGGAAGUGCGUAAUUUAAGUUCCUUAGGAGCUUCACUUACCUGUCCAAUAGUUCAUGACAAAGUAUAUGGUGCAACAAUUAUUUUGUUAAGUUGCACGAUUUAUCGGUAUGUUAUGUUAGUAUUUAUUAUAAAAGUGUACAGUUUGGGAUAGUCUCUUAUCUGUAAAGAAUAAAGUAUUGGAUAUUGACUAUAGAAUAUUGUUCAAUUGAAUUAAAGGGAUAAAGAAAUACACGGAAAAAAAAAACAGUUUACUUUACACACUACAUUUUUUCGUAAGCUGUCGUGUGUCCAUGCAGGUGAAUUUUUGGGAAAACAGCUAAAACGAGAGGUUUUGACCAAAAUGUUUCAUGUAUGUUACCGACUAUCAUACUUAGACAACUUUAAGAAAACAUAAAUAUAUGAUACAAAAAAAAAAUGUGGAAAUGUUUCAUUUACGUUAUUCUCUUUGACAAGCUUUAUACAACGGUUAUUUUGGAUAAAGACAAGGUUUUAAAUCUUUCCUAAGUCUAAAGCGUUUCUAAACUUUCCAAAAAUAUUCAAUUGUUUUCCAAGCUAAUAAAAAGACAUAAAUGACAAAUGAGGUCAA
Messenger RNA from Tachysurus fulvidraco (yellow catfish), 2517 nucleotides. RefSeq names its product nipsnap homolog 1 (C. elegans) (gene nipsnap1). The record is from RefSeq and is a predicted model, not a curated record. The coding region runs from base 84 to 926 and encodes 280 amino acids. Gene Ontology annotation, cellular component: mitochondrion. The transcript has 10 exons. Lineage: Eukaryota; Metazoa; Chordata; Actinopteri; Siluriformes; Bagridae.